GAGUUAAAAUUCACACGUCCACUCCUGGAGCUCAGCUUUCCCAGAGCAGUGUGUGUUGUGUGUAUGUUGUGUGUGUUGUGUGUUGUGAGUGUGUGCGCUCAGAGGCCUCUGCUGCAGACAGUGCAGAAUCUGCAGAGGUGUCACUUCACACCUCUGUGGCCUGGCCUGGAUUUAUAAACCAAGCGGAGGAGAGCUGAGCAGCGCUUCCAGCUUCUCCGUCCUCCCAGACCAGACCGUGGAGCUCCUCCUCACAACAUGGAUACCUCCUCGGUCCCUUUUCUUGACUACAGCCUGCAGUACCAGUGGUGUUCGGACACGGACCUCUCCAGCAUCUCCUCUCCAGAAACUCUGUCUCCUGUCCACUCCAUGGACUCCAGCCUCUCCCCCUCCGACCAGCAGCUUUUACAGUCCAGGGGAACUAAGAACCGGUACUCCCAGAACCUCAAGUCCUCGCCCCACUCCCCAUCCGGACGUGGCCGGAGGUCGGGCCGGAUCCGCAGCAAGCAGAGGGAGAGCGCCAGCGAGAAGGAGAAACUGAGGAUGAGGGAUCUGACCAAAGCUCUUCAUCACCUCCGGUCCUACCUGCCGCCGUCCGUGGCUCCUGCGGGCCAAACUCUGACCAAGAUCGAGACUUUGCGCCUCACCAUCCGCUACAUCUCCUACCUGUCCGCCCAGCUGGGCCUCAGCGAGGAGGUGCUGUUCCAGAGGAGGGAGCAGGCCGACGCCUCUGCCAGCUCCUCUCCUGACUUCCUCAGCUACUUCCAGAAUGCUGCUGGACAGGCGGGGAGCCAGAGUCUGAACCAGAGCCUCUACCAGGUCCACCACUUCAGCCAGCAUGCAGUGAUGCAUUCUGGGGAAUGCAGCUUUGGAGCGGCUCAGCUCAGCAGACAGCACUCUGAGGGCGUUCAGGGAGCGGAGCUGCAGACGCCUCCGGCCUCCCAGGCCUCCUGCCAGAUGUGCGGCAAAGACUUCUGCACUCCUCUGGUUCCACCAGAGUACUGGGGUUAG
Oryzias melastigma (Indian medaka) is the source of this 1008-nucleotide messenger RNA. RefSeq names its product mesoderm posterior protein 2-like. The record is from RefSeq and is a predicted model, not a curated record. Lineage: Eukaryota; Metazoa; Chordata; Actinopteri; Beloniformes; Adrianichthyidae. Gene Ontology annotation, cellular component: nucleus. Gene Ontology annotation, molecular function: protein dimerization activity; DNA-binding transcription factor activity, RNA polymerase II-specific; RNA polymerase II cis-regulatory region sequence-specific DNA binding. The transcript has 2 exons. The coding region runs from base 256 to 1008 and encodes 250 amino acids. Gene Ontology annotation, biological process: somite rostral/caudal axis specification; regulation of transcription by RNA polymerase II; heart morphogenesis.